ACCAUUGCUUGUCUUUAUCGCCGCGACUUUAUUAAGCGGCGCUGCUUCUCUGCUUUUGUGCGAGUCAUUAAGCGCCCAACCUGAAAAUGAAAAAUUCCAGAAAAAGAUUGAAUUUACUCGUCUUGCAUCAACGUUGAUAACAAAUAAAUAUCAACGUCGUUUAAUUCAAUUCAUUCUUUAUAUGUCGUUUGAAUCAUUGAUUAUUUCAUCGAUUAUAAUAUCUGCUCAAACUAUGGAUUCUUUGUCGAUCUCAGUGUUUGGAAAAACUUGUGGAAUCGGAAUUUAUCCCACCCGUGGAUUCUUUUGUGUGUCAGAGCAAAGUAGUAUAGGAAGUCCUUUCGGAAGUAGUUUUAUGCUUUUAACUAUUGGUUACUUUGUUACUCUGGUAACUGUUGUUCCCUUGGGAGUUAUGGAACUUGCUGAUAAUAUAAAGGUGCAAGUUGCUUCUUUUCUUAUGUUGAUCUUCAUAUUAACAACUUGGAUGAUAACAUUCAUUAUUCAUGGACUCCAAAGCGAUCGUGUUCCGGUUAUUGGUAGGGAUCAAAGCCAAGUAGUUGGGACUAUAUUAUAUAAUUAUGCGUUCAUUACUACAGUACCAAGUUGGGUUAAUGAGAUGAAUCCAGCUGUUUCAAUCCGUAAAUGUGUAUGGUACUCUGUUAUUAUAUCAACCUUUUCAUAUAUUUCACUGGGAAUCUUGGGUGGGAUGGCAUACCAGAUGAAUGCGACAUCAAACAUUAUUGCCGUAAUUAAUAAUUCUAAUCAACGUACUGUGAUUAGUCUUAUUACAACUUACUUAUUUCCUAUAGCUGUGUUAAUAACAAGUAUUCCGGAACAUCCAUUUUUCUAUCCAGCGCGUUACCUUGGAUUUAAUUUUAUUCUUCCAUUUUGGCUAUUUUAUUUGAGUCAAACUCAAAAACCUGUUAAGGAUGAUAGUAAUAUGAAUAAAUCAACUUUAGAAAAGUCCACAAUUUCACGAAAGCCAUCAACAAUUUCUGAAGUUAUCUCAAUAAAAAGCAUUCUUAUGACAGAUGAACAUCCACCAUUUCCAAUUGUUGUAAGUCCACCAUCUCCAGGUCUUAAACCAAUUCAUGAUAGUGGUCAUCUUACUCCACAUACGCCAGGUACUCCAAGACGUAGACGUUCUCGUUCACCAAACAGAUCACGUAGUCGUUCACGAAGUAGUUCUAAAAUUGGUGUAGAUAGCAUCGAAGUGCAUCAAAUGCAUUCACCUGAAAACCAUUUUGAUAUUAUUGUAGUCAAUACAGAUGCAUUAUGUAAUAAUUCAAAAUUAACAGAUUCACCAACAUUUUUAAGUGUACCAUCACCUCGGACAGAUUCACCAACAUUUUUAAAUGUGCCAUCAUCUCGAACAGAUUCACCAACAUUUUUAAAUGUGCCAUCACCUCGGUCUGAUAUUGGGGUUGAAAAUCGUGACCGUGACUUGUCAUGUUCACCAUCUGGUCAUACACUUUCAGUAGCAACAGAAUCUGAUACAAGAGGAUAUUUAUCGGCACCACCAUCUCUUAUAUCUCGUACUAGUUUUAGUCGUCGAAAAUCACCAUCUCGACCAACGAUUGUGAUAGCACCAGCAAUAACAAUCAGUGAUGAAGCAUGUGAUGGUGAUAAAAAUGAUUUAUCAAUCCAUUCUAGUGUGACCUGUCCACCAUCACCUAUAUCCACAUAUGAAGAAAAGAUUAGUGCAAGUUUCACUGAAUCAGAUCGAGUUGGAAAUGUAGAUCCAUUUAAGGCUUUCCCGGGAUUAGAAACAAGACAUAAAAUUCGGAUUGCGAUAUUUAGUGGAGCAUUUGCUAUUUUAAUGGCUUGUGGAAUCCUUACCUAUGAUUUCGUAGAAUUGGGUAUGGGAACUAAU
Scutellospora calospora is the source of this 1870-nucleotide messenger RNA. The record is from the annotation of a GenBank genome assembly. NCBI's taxonomy places the organism in Eukaryota, Fungi, Glomeromycota, Glomeromycetes, Diversisporales, Gigasporaceae.